Molecule: messenger RNA, 5514 nt
Organism: Tilletiopsis washingtonensis
Lineage: Eukaryota; Fungi; Basidiomycota; Exobasidiomycetes; Entylomatales
Exons: 4
Coding region: 87-5327 (1746 amino acids)
Biological process (GO): signal transduction; G protein-coupled receptor internalization
Cellular component (GO): cytoplasm
Molecular function (GO): G protein-coupled receptor binding
Source: RefSeq, a predicted model, not a curated record
CUCCCUGCCCUCUCGACCUCCAUCCUCAACUUACCCUCCCACAAACUAGGCACCCUACUCAUCAACCCCAGUGCGCUCGACAGCACAUGUCAGGCCUCGGCAUGUCUGGCCUCGGCAUCUCCUUCUCGCCCGAGCCGCCGGUGCACCAGAAGGCACCGCAGCCGCAGCGGCAGCGGCCCCGGGCGAACCCGUCCUACUCGUCGCUCUCCUCGGCCGCGAGCAGCAGCGGCAGCGAGCGCGGCGGCCUGCCGCGGCGCCCCGCCAGCAGCGUCGACCGGCGCGUGCGCAUCGCCAGCGGCCUGCCGGGCAUCCUCGGCGCCGACACGGAGAGCGACGUGAGCCCGCGCUCCGACGCCGACACGGCCAGCCUGCUCUCGCUCAGCACGCUCGACGGCCGCGAUGCGCACGGCCAGGGCCGCACGGAGCGCCUCGGCGCCGCCGUGGCGGCCAUGCAGGGCGGCCAGCAGCCGACGUCCUACUCGUCCAGCGGCAGCAGCAACGGGCGCGGCGGCGUGGCGCGCCGGGCACAGACGAUCCGCAAGCAGGCCAGCCAGCCGAUCCUGAGCCGCAGCAGCACGAUGCGCUUUCCCGUGCAGUCGGCCGUCGACGCGCCAUCGAUGAGCCGCAGCCAGUCGCAGGUGUCGCUCAGCUCGGCGUACAAGAGCAGCGGCGGCCAGUCGGCCGGCAGCGGCCUCGGCCGCACUAGCGAGAUCCCACGCAGCGUCUCGCGCACGCAGCGUGGGCCUCGCGUGCGUGCCCGCACCCUCGACGCCAACGAAGAGGCGCCGGCGCCGGCGACGACACGCCGCGUGCCCGACGGCUUCGGCGGCUACGUCGAGGUGCCUGAGACGGCCAGCACCGCAGACCAGGGCUCCGCCGACCCGCAGAGCUCGCGUGCCUUUGACGGCCCAGCUCUGCGUGCCACGGCGCCGGAGUUCCAUCCAUCACCAACGGAGAGCCAGGUCACAGGCAUCUCGAGCUACUCGGCGCCGUCUGCCACGCACAGCCAGCAGUCGCGGCCACGGCCCGUCUCUGCCCAGCCAGUGCUGCGCGUCGGCAGCUUCUACGGCGCCGAUGGCGUCGAGACGGCCUACCUCGACGCCGACGGGCGCCUGUCGCGCGCCGGCACGAGUGUGGCGUCUUCAGAAGCCAGCUCCAAGACCCGCCAGCGUAGCCAGAGCGGCGGCCUGCCGCGUGCGCACAUGAUGUCCGGCCCCGAUGCGGCACAGUCCAUCGGUCCGCACAACGCCGGCGCCCCGGCCGAGGCCGUCACUCGCGGUAUCGGCGGCAUGCGCAGCGUGCGUGGCUUCCGCGGCCUCGAGGGCGCUGAGCGCGGCGAGGCCAUGGUCAGCCUCGACUCGCUCGAGUCGCGCUUCCAGCUCGGCGAGGCAAUCAUUCCCGGCCGUGUGCGCACCGCCGAGGAAGAGAGCAUCAUCGGCUCCGACGAUCAGGGCCACUCGCGCCGCCAGAGCAUCUCGGGCACGACUACGGCCGGCACGGAGGUCGGCCCGGGCGACAGCAUCAGCAACGUGGGCACGGGCGUGCGUGCGCCGUCGCGCAUGCGCUCGGACAGCGCUGCGUCCAUGGGCCGCCCACGCAGUGCCAGCUCGGCGGCUGGAGUGUCUCUCGAGCGCUCGGGCACGCUGCUCUCGCAGGCUGGCAACCCGGCACGCCGUACGCGCGAGCUCAACCGCCUGCUCGACCCCGGAGCGACUCGCGCUGGCAAGGCGGCGUCCGUCGUUUCUUCCUCGUCGGCCUCGUCAGUCGGCACUUCGGCUGCCUCCGAGGCGUCGCUCGGCUCUUCGCGCGGCCUCUCGCGCUCGAAUGCCGUGGGCCCUGCCUCUGCGCCGCCGGCUGUGCUCGAGCACGGGCGCUCCGGCAAGGCGCGCGUCGAGGUCGACGUGGUGCUCGAGAGCGACCUGGUCGUCGAGGGCGGCAUGCUCCGUGGGCGUCUCGAGAUCAAGCUGCGCCGCACGUCGGACAAGAACGGCGGCCUGAUGCUGGCGCAGCCCAAGAUCCGCGUCGUCGGCUUCGAGGAGCUGCUCAACGACGACACGCGCCACAUCUUCUACCACCACGCCACCGUCAUCGACGGCGACCGCUCCAGCGGCGGCCCGUCUGAGGCCUACGUGCUCGCUGGCAGCCCGGACAUGUGCUCGCCCCAGGCUGAGGGCCGUGCGCCUCUGCCUUGCUUCGCGUCGCCGCCGGACUCCGAGGGCUACUCUCUCGGUGCCGAGGGCAACCACCUGAUUCCCUUCGCGCUCGAGCUGCCGAUCGGCAAGGGCGCAAAGGGCAGCUUCCGCGGCAAGCACGCAGUCGUUCGCUACAUCGUCAUUGGCUCGGUCAAGCUGAAGAGCGCCGACGGCUCCAACCGCUCGAUUGCGCACUUCUACCGCCAUGUCGAGCUCUUCCCAUACCUCAACCCGGCUGUGGUGCUGUCGACGGCGCCGAAGCCGAUCCAGGCGCGCGCCAGCAAGGGCCUCUUCCUCGGCGGUUCGGGCAAGGUGCACCUCAGUGCCAGCCUGCACCGCGGCACCUGGGUUGCUGGCCAGCGCGUGCAUGUCAACGUGGCGAUCAAGAACGACACGAGCAAGAAGGUCAAGAACAUCACCCUCGCGCUCGUGCGGACCGUCACGCUGUACCGGCCUCGCCCCGAGUUCGACAUGGGCACAGCCCAGUCAGACGAGGCAUCGGGCGCGUACAUCGACCCUGAUGCCUGCACGACGUCGACGAGCCGCAAGAAGAUCAGCGAGGAGACGCUCGAGCUCGGCCAGAAGGCCGGCGGCAAGGGCGUCGUCACUGCGCGCGGCUGGUGGACGGGCGUGGAGAGCAACUGCUCCGUCGACUUUUCGCACUACAUGCGCCUGCCCUCGGAUGCGCUGAGCGUGUCGCGCGGUCGCCACGUCGAGGUGAUGUACUCGAUCAAGGUCUCCGUCAGCAGCUCUCUGUCUGCAGACGUCUCCGUCGAGCUGCCGCUGCGCGUCGUCAACUUUGUCUCGCUCGACCCGCCGCCGCUCAAGCCGACUGCUGCUGGCGCUGCGCUCUCUGAGGCGCCGUCGAUGGCGCGCACCUGGAGCCAGGCCUCAUCUGCGACGCAGUCCGAGGUGCCGAUGAUCGAGCGUGUGCGCUCGAUGGAAGCACUGCGCAGUCCGGGCAAGAUCGAGCACGCCACGGGUGCUGCCCGCUCGCGGCUGCCUCUGCCGCCGCUCGGCGAGCAGCAGCACCAGCAGCAGUACUUGCAGCCAGAUGCCAACCCUGCUCGCCGGCUGCAGCACCAAAAGUCGCUCGACUUCAUCAACCACGCCAUCCGCAGCGCUACCGCUCGUCGCGGCGGCCUCUCGUCCGGCGAGCCGAGCCCGAUGGGCCUCGGCAUCGAUGUGCCCGAGGGCUCCGAGUCAAAUGCGUCGUCCUCGCCGUAUGGUGACCUCACGCCUCAGGCUGCCUCGUCGUCGUCGGGCAGCAGCAUCUCGCGCGGUGUGGGUCCUGUGCACCCGUCGUGCAUGCCCUACGAGCACCACGAGAGCUACGCGAACAUCCCAGGCGUGGGUACGGUGCCGUAUGUGCAGGUCCGCUCGGUGGCCCUCGACGACGCCGACGACAACUCUGACGACGGCGACGCGGGCGACCGCACGCUGGGCCUCAACGACGACAGUGUGGACGAAGUCGACUUUGUCAUUGGCUCGGCGCGUCUCAGCGAGGGCUCGCCCGAGUUCGACUCGGUGCCGCAGCACCACUCUGCCCUGUUCGCCACCAACAUGGACGAGGGCGACCUGUCCUUCGACUCUGAUGCCACGGCUCGCGAGGACGACAGCAUCCGCGAGGAUGCCGUGCGUGAGGAGGAUGAGUACGACGAGGAAGAGGAGCGCCUCAAGGCACGCGAGGCCAUUGAGCAGCAGCGACGCGAGAGACAGGCUUCGCAGCAGCUCCAGCUCCAGAAGGAGCAGGAGGCGCUCGAGCAGGCGCAGAUGGAGCAGGCUGCAGCAGAGGCAUCGCAGCGCGCCGCUCCGUCCAGCGAGCAGGACGAGUACGCCGAGUACGAGUCCGCUGCGCGCCUGGAGGACUCGCAGUCCACGACGCGCUCGGAGCGUGCUCUUCCGGAGAUCGAGGAGAGUGCAGAGGAUGCGGCGACGCCAAUCGCCCGCUCGCCCGCCAAGAUGGCGAUGGCACCCACGGCUUCCGCCUCGUCUCCGGCUGUGUCACUGCGUGCAGCUGUGGCGGUCCAGCCCACCACGUCGUCGCCAGCCGUCCGCGUUCGCGUCAACUCGACUCAGGGUGCCACUCGGCCUUCGCUUCCGCGGCCGCCGUCGCCGUCCAAGGCGGCAGCAUCGCCGCCGAAGUCGGCUCUCAAGUCCAAGUCAAGCUUCACCUUUGCCACCAGCAGCGCGCCCCUCAAGGCGAAGCCAAGCGUGGUACCGCAGCCGGCAGCCGCAGCAAGCACAGCGCCCAUUGCAUUGCGUGCAAAGGUGUCCGCGUCUCAAGUCGUCGCUCCCCCUACCGCUCGCGGUCAGCAGCAGCCACAGCAGGCUGCAAAGCCGAAGCCUAGCGCGGCUCCCAUCGACAAGCCUCAGCCCGAGAAGCCGCAGCCCGAGAAGCCAAAGAGCAAGAGCCGCUCGCGCGGCGGCCGCAACCGUCGCUCGCCGCGCCAGGGCAGCAACGGCUCCAAGUCGCCAACUGGCUCGAGCUCCGACGCUUCGUCGCCGGCAUCGAGUGCGUCCGAGCUGCGCACGCCGGAGAGCGCCUGUGCAGAGCUGCCUGGCGUCGUGGUCGCCGACACCGACGCGCCGAUGACCGGACUCGGCUUGUCGCUCGGCGACGAGCCGCAGGUCAUCACUGCGAAGCUCACUCAGCGCAGCGGGCCCGAGACGCCGCGCAAGUCAGGCAUUGCCGAGAGCGGCGACCGCACUGCACGCAACACGCCCGGCGACGCCGAACGCCUGCAGCGCUCGGGCAGCACCAUGACGUUGCGUGGCAGCGCCGUCGUCGUGCCCUCCGUGCGUGCGAAGAUCAAGGCGCUCGAGCAGCAGCGCGCUGCCAUCCGCGACUUCCGUGGCGAGUCUUGCAGUCCGGGUGGCAUGGGCACGCCUCCCCGCCUGGGCGGCACUCCCGGCCGCACGCCGACGAGCGGCAGCCGUGUCGCGAGCGCCUCGGCCGUACUGGCACGUCGCGAUGAGAUCAGCGCCUCGCCGUCGUCCAAGGGCCUGCACCGCAAGCCGAGCACGCUCAGCAUCUCCUCCGACGCCGAGACGAGUGUCUCGACAAACACCGACUACUCGCUGCGCCGCCCGCCGAGCGUGAUGUCGUUCCGCGCGCCGAUGCUCAAGCAAUGAGCUGCACAUUCCGGCCGCUUCCUCUCUCUCUCUCUCUGACCUUGCCCGGCUUGUGCAUCUUUCCCGUCCAACAAGGCGCCCACCUCUGCUGGCUGCGGCCUUACCCCACUCGUUCAUCCGCCGUGUUCUAUCUCUCUACUCCAUCACCACUGUCUCUGUGUCUCCCUGCGCGGAUCGCCCUGCCGUC